This is a messenger RNA of Rhagoletis zephyria (snowberry fruit fly), 1251 nucleotides long. RefSeq names its product myb-like protein AA. The record is from RefSeq and is a predicted model, not a curated record. Gene Ontology annotation, molecular function: DNA binding. Gene Ontology annotation, biological process: regulation of transcription by RNA polymerase II. Lineage: Eukaryota; Metazoa; Arthropoda; Insecta; Diptera; Tephritidae.
AUGAAUACAAAGAAUUAUAGCGGUGAUGAAAUGAUGCGCCGUGAAAACAAUUUUAAAUGUGAUAAGUGUUGUCAUUUGAGUGUUGUGAAUGGUGGCAGUGAGAGUGUUGACAGUGUGGAGGACGAUGAAGAAGAGCCUGAAAUUGGCAUCGACGAUGACAUGGAGGAUGCAGAGGUCGAUCCGGAACGUGAUGAUGAAAUGGAGCUGCACGACACGGAGGCGCUGAGACUACCCAAGGUGGAGGAGAAAGAGACAACUAUCCUGAAGGAUAACAACACAAAGCCCGUAUUAAAAUUUAGUGUUUCAGCGAUUUUGGGCGAUACACGCGAAGGAGUACGAGUGAGAAAUGAAUUCAUUCAGCCACAACAUAUCUGGCCUUACCUACAACAGAACUUUAUUCACCAUGCCCACUUUCCACAUCCCGCUUUUCUGACACACCACCAGCACACACAUGCCCUACCACAUCCACAUCCACAUUCUCACCUCCCGCCACACCAUCCACACCUGCCGACACAUCAGUUGAACCCCAUCAUCGGCGCCGUCAAUGGCAAUAGUUGUCAGCCGCAAACCGCAGCGUCGUCGUCCUCACCUGGCAGCACAAUCAGUGAUAGCGACAAUCACUCCACCGGCACCGGCGGCAGUGGCAGUGGUAGUGGUAGUGGUAGUGGCAGCAACAGCAAUAGCAACAACAUCAGCACGACAAUCGAUGGCCGGCCAUAUGAAGGUGUCGGUGGUGGUCACAAUGACAGUGCCAUCGAGGAUAAUAAUAAUCGAAGACUAAAUUUGCCAUCGGCUCAGGAAAAACAACAGCAACAGCAACAGCUGCCAACACACCUGCAACAACAACAGCAGCAACAUUCGGCAGCACAUCAGCUGCAGUCCCACAUGCCGCCUCACCACUCGCCGCUGCCCGGCCAACCGAUAGGCCACCAAGUGAUAGCAAAGCCCCUGCCCAGCCGCCCAACACCCUUCCUGCCGCACAGCCUGCAACAUCCGCAUCUGCAUUCGCUGUUGGCGCACUGUCGAAAUCCCUAUAUGAGUGUUGGAGCGCAAGUGUUUCCCCUGCCACCUGGUCAAGGCUUCCCCUGGGCGCAUUCAACGCGUGGCAAACCUCGACGAGGCAUGAUGCGGCGUGCCGUCUUCUCCGACUCGCAGCGCAAGGGCUUGGAGAAGCGAUUUCAGCAGCAGAAGUAUAUUAGCAAGCCGGAUCGCAAGAAAUUGGCCGAACGACUGGGCUUGAAGGACUCUCAG